Paramecium octaurelia is the source of this 174-nucleotide messenger RNA. Lineage: Eukaryota; Ciliophora; Oligohymenophorea; Peniculida; Parameciidae. The record is from the annotation of a GenBank genome assembly.
AUGGUAUCAAAUGAAAAAAUUAAAAAUAGUACACUAAUAUUGAACUUGAGAAGAAUGACAAGAAGAUUAAUUUAAAUGCCAUAAUAUUAAAGGACCAUCCAAAUUUUAUAGAAAUUACAACUUUAAUAAGAUUAUAGAGUCUUAUUAAUAGCAAUAGGAAGAAACCUGUUUGAU